Messenger RNA from Liolophura sinensis, 609 nucleotides. RefSeq lists its product as uncharacterized. The transcript has 4 exons. Lineage: Eukaryota; Metazoa; Mollusca; Polyplacophora; Chitonida; Chitonidae. The record is from RefSeq and is a predicted model, not a curated record. The coding region runs from base 136 to 609 and encodes 157 amino acids.
GGGUCGCGAAAACCACGGAGCUGUGGCACCAGUUCCCACCCCUCGAAACCUCCUCGCUUAAUUUACCUGGAUUAUUAUAGAAAGCUAUGGAAAUUACCUGUGCGGUUCCAUAAUAGAGAUUUCUCCAGCCCAAGGAUGGGGUUUAACGUGUCGGUGUGGGCUUUUGUGGCCAUAUUGAUGUCCUGUUGUUUGGAAUACGCCACAGCUCAAAGGAAACUGAUAAGCUGCUAUCAGUGCAAUGUAUUCAGCAAAGGGAAACAGCAGUUUUGCGAAAAGGCGCCGGAAGAGCUGAUCGUCAAGGACUGUGUGGCCUGUCUGAAGACAUUCACCUUCACUUCCAUGCAUGACCGCUGGUCAAACCAGGCCAGUCCAUUCCACAGAUACAGACAAGGCAUGACCUACCAUUCCAAAUAUUGCCUUCCGGAACUGGAUUUGGAUCUCAUUAAGGACGAAGGAUGUUACAAAAUCAACGGACCUGACGGUUUUACUGAGCGGUGUUACUGCCAUUCAGAGCUGUGCAAUGCCUCCUCUAGAAUGAACUCAUCUGUUGUUGUACCAGUUACCGUUCUUGUUGGAGUGUUAUGGACAGCACUGGCUCACUGGUUUUGA